This is a messenger RNA of Eupeodes corollae, 721 nucleotides long. RefSeq lists its product as uncharacterized. Lineage: Eukaryota; Metazoa; Arthropoda; Insecta; Diptera; Syrphidae. The transcript is spliced from 2 exons. The record is from RefSeq and is a predicted model, not a curated record. The coding region runs from base 371 to 688 and encodes 105 amino acids.
AAAAACAAUUUAAGAAAUAAUAGAAAGGAAACAAAUAUUUUAUGUCGUUUAUAAUAAUUGUGAUUUAUUAAUCCAUGAAUUGUUAGUCGGUGGGAAGCCGAGCCAUUUAACAUAUACAUUGUCUCCAUUACUUUUAAGUACUUUUUCCACGAGAUAAAUAUGAGGGUAUUUAGUCUUUUGUAAUUCUUUUUCGUAAAAACAUCCACUAAUAGGUUGACCAUUAAAAUCUUCAAGGAGAUAUGUUGGCGGGUUGGUUAGGUUUACUUUUCUUAUCAUAAAAAUUUCCGUUGUCCAAUUUGGUGUGAUUAAAACUAAAUUCCUUCCACAUUUUUUUCAGAAAUUUCUGUAUAAAUAGCUGUUUCAGUUUAGGAUGUAUCUCAUACCGUCGACGAUGAAUCUCAGAGAAGAACUUUUACAAGUUGAAGAGGAAGUUUUGUUCAAGCCUUGUAAAAAGGUUAUUGAAUUAAAACAAAAUGAAAAAUAUCGUAUUGGUAAACUGAAACGUUGUGUUACGAAAUUUGGAGAACGAAUUGUUGCUGAUUUGGGCGAAUUUCAGACUUUCUUCCCAAUGCGAUACAACAAAUUGUCAGACGCUGCAAUAACCGAAAUCAAUCGAGGUUCAUUCAACUUUACCUAUUUAUGUCCGUUAGGACGAACUGCUAGUAUUAAAAUUGAAGAAGAACUGUAAAUUAUUAAAUAAACCUUACAUGUUCUGAGCAUA